CUCGUUCUGGGAAAUCUCGAAACUAAAAACACAGAAUGCAGAUUAUUUUGAGUGUAAUUCAGUUUUAAUCAACUUCACUGCAAUGGCAUGCGAAAAUGAGGAAUUAAUCCAGAUUAAAGCAGAAAAACAGGAAGAAGAUGCUGAAAUUGCCCAGCCUUCUUCGUAUAACAAAAAGGACGAUCCUGCUUGCAAGAUUCUAAAAGAAUGCGACAACUGUAAAUUCAAAACAGAAAAGGAAGGGCCUAUGUGCUUUAAUUUAUUUGGUGAAAAUGAUUUUUGCAGACCAACAUUCACAGAAACUUUGUCAGAUAUCAAUGAAAAGAAUGACAACCUUUUAAUGCAGAUUUAUGGAGCAAAUUCAGAGUUCAUUGGAAGGUCUCUAGAAGUAUGUUCUCGGUGUAAUGUGUUCCAGGUACAUAACCUGUUUUCAAGAACAGAGAAUGAACUUUGUAUCAAACUCAAUCUCCGUGGAUUUGCACAAGCUGUUUCCAAUAACAUAAUAAAAACCUGUGAAUCUAGAAGUAAAGAAACAAGAUGCCAAAUGGUGGGUAUUUGUAAUUUACCGAGGUCAUCACCUGCAUAUGCAAUUUUGCAUGGAGAUGAAAGUUUAGAUCCUGGUCGGUGUCAGAAUUUGAAAAUUGCUUCUCCAAAUGAAAAGAUCACCUACCAACAAUCACUUCUUGGUCGGCCUUCUAGGGCUGAGUAUUUGACAUCUACAGAAGAAACUGGGAAGCCCCGUUUGAUCAAAUCUGUCAAAGAAUUAGCCUCCUUUGACCUAAAUAGUUAUAAACAUUUUUCAAGUAUAAAUGAGUCACAUAACUUGCCAAUGAAAGAGUCAGCCAAAUAUUUGGAAAUGCAUACUUCUUCAGGGAAUUAUCAUGGAUAUGAUAUGCCUCCAUCUCGCAACCCAACAAGAACUCAUGAUUCGCUUUUCACUGAAUCAUCACUACUGUCAGAAUAUGGAGGUGAAUAUUUUAAACUCAGAUAUGGUUCCUCUCCUUCAGGAUUGGAAAAUAUACCUUCGCUGAGAACGGUCACAACCAGUAGAAAUAUGUCACCGUAUUUAGAUACUAGUAUCAGAUCUGAGGAAAGCAGUCCCUCGCAAGUUUGCAACCCACAGGGCAGUUUACAAUCAAGUGUUCCCAGUGACUGUAAUGCAACUACCAGUUCCAUCAUGCUUGGUGAUAAGAGGCCCCAUGAUCGUCUAGAAGAACACCCAUUUCCUUGAGGAGAAAUCAAACUCAAUUUAAUGCUCCAAAAAACGAAUCUGCUUUUUAUGAUGGAAUUGAAAAUUCUGAUAAUGAACCCUCUGCCAGACUCAGUUGUGUAGUCACAAGGUAUCCAGCAAGCAAAGUACCAAAGUUUUCUGCAGCAAACAAUGUAUAUUUUGAAAGCCAAAAAACUCCAAUAAAUUUUCAAACAUUUGGAACGAAGACUAUUCAAGAAGCCACUCAAAGGGAAAGUACCAACUUGGAAACUAUAGCCAUAAGAGCAAAUAAAGAAGAUAUGAUGAUACCAGAAAAGAUUAUAGGAAGUGAAAAUGACCUUGAUAAUCCAGAAACUAAUGGAGCUAUAAAGCGCUCAAAUCUCACUUCAGUUUCUGAGUGGAGCAAUGAAGAUGUUGUUGCUUUCUUCAAGAAAACGGACUGUGCAGAAUAUGCGAAGGUUUUUCAGGAAGAGGAGGUUGAUGGUAAAUCGCUCUUGCUACUUAACGAGGAAAAGCUGAAUAAACUGCUUGGUAUAAAAAUCGGACCAGCGAUGAAGAUCGCUCGACAGAUUCAGAAACUGAAGUCUUGUUUCGCGCCUGAAAUGCCAACUAAUAGUGAAUAAAAUGCACGAGAAUUUCCACAAAGGAGAAGCGAUGGACAGUGGCAACGUGAUAACAAAGAAAAAUGUUAUGUUAUAUAUCGAAAGAACCAAGGCAAAAAUCGAAAAACGAAGUUCACCAUGCAAUAUUAGAGCCCCGAGUGGACGAGUCUUAGAAAAUUGAGCAAAGUCGGCCCAGCAACGUGAGUGAAGAUACGCGCCGCAAAACAAUGGCAAUCACCAACAAAUCAGCGUUUCUAGCUCAUUUGCAUAUCCGAACAUUAGUAUUAUUGCAGAAGAGAUUACCCGCGUUUUAAAUUUGUUUAAAUGGAAAACUUAAAGAAUAUGUAAUGAAGAAGAAAAGUUAUAUUUUUCUCUCAUCCAAUGCAGCAAAAGAGAGAAAUUUUUAAAUUCUUAACCGUUGCUAACGGUGCUAGUACUGCGAAUUUAAAGUGAUUUAACAGUUAAUUGCAAUGUUUUGAAUAAAUUUACAUAUCAUGACGUAGCAGUACUUAGAGUUAGUUGUAGAGCACGACGCCAUGGAGUAGAACGUGUAAUAUGUGAUAUGUGAGCACAUGAUUAGAACGUGUCGAAUGUGUAAUACGUGAGCACAUGAUUAGGCCCUUUUUAACAACAUAACACUAAUGGAUAGAAAAAGCUCCAUGAGGAAAAGAUGUGAGCUAAAUUGUCAGUCAUUGUCAUUAUUCUAUUCUGCGGAGGAGCGUCUAUCUGGAAAGGAAAAAAUUUCCUUCUUCGCAGCUAGACGCUGUUUACACGCUCGGAAUUUUGUGGCUGUGGUACCCAGGGUACAGAAUUCCAUUCUGCGAUAAUUCUUGCGGUGCAGAUCUCAAUAUUCUCUCGAGGUUUGAUUGACUCCUGUCGUAGACGCCACUUUAAUAUGAAACCAUCUACAAGAAACUAUAAGACACCAAGCCAAAAGAUGAACGAAAAAUUAAUCCUUGAUCUUAAGAAACUGCUCACCAUCAUCCUUGAUCUUUAUGUUAUACGUUAGACACUAAAUCCCUUCAGUUUAAAAACUUGAUAUUAAAAAAGAAAUUGAAAGAAGGAAUUACAUGAACAUAAGUAAAACUAAAGCGGAAAUAUAAUUAGGAAGAAUAACAUAUUUACGUAGCAGCUGCUCUACCACUACCACUUUUUAAUCCAUUAAGAGUGGAGAGCUCUCUGAUAUCUUACUGAUAUUAAUAGGCUUAUCAUUUAGAGAAAGCCUUCUUUGAGGUUUUCCUUAUUAUAUCUUGGGAUUUGCAGGUUCCUAUAAUUACUUAUUUUAUAUUUAAGAGUGCCGGGUUCUGAUGAUAUCUAUCCCAAAGGAUUCAGGACAUUGCUUGUUUAUUGUUUUGUAUAUCAUAAGAGGGCAACAAAGUUCAACCGAUCAAGCAAUAAAGUUCAAAAGUGGUUUUUUCUCUUUUGUCCAUAACCAAGAACCAAGACCUCUAACUUGGCCUCUAACAAGACCUCUGUAAUUUGGUCUUGGUUCAUAACUCUAUGGACCAGGCUAAAAUAGCAGUUACCUAUUAGCAAAUUAUUGAGAGUUAUUUUAUGCUGUUCUUUCAGAUUAUGUGGUCAAAAGUAAGAAAUUCUAAAAAUAGUUUUUGAUGAUGUUACAUUUCGGUACUGUUUUGUCAGUUAGUCUGGCCUUAGCAAUAGAGUACCGAAGUGAUGACGUCAUAAAAGUCUAUUUUCAGAAUUUUUUAAUUUUGAUCCCAGAACCUAAAAGAGCAUCGUGAAAUACCCCUAAAUUUGCAAAUUCAGUCUAAGGCAUUACAAAUUAGCUGAGAUAUGGCCACAUGAGCACAGGCUCUUGCUCUAUCAAACCUCUGUAAUUUGGUCUUGGUUCAUAACUUUAUGAACCAGGCCAAAUUAACAGUAAUCCUUUAGCAAACUUUAAUUCUUCCAUUGGCCAUAUCUCGCCCAAUUUUGAGCAUAGCUAAUUUAUUUUGCGAGGUAUUUUAUGCUGUUCUUUCAGAUAAUGUGGUCAAAUUUAAGAAAUUCUAAAAAAAGAUUAUUGAUGAUUUCACAUUUCGGUACUUUUUUAUCAGUUAGUCUGGCCUUAGCAAUAACAGAACAGGCUUUAUGGUUAAUCCUGCAGACGUUAAUGGGAUAUUCAGUUUUGAUUUUGAGAAACUACCCUAGAAUGCUUUAGCAUAUCGUAGAUAACCAUCGACAAGGGCACGAUAUACAUUGUCAAGCUGGUAUUGAGAAAUAAUACUUUUCAAUUUUUAAUUGAGUUAAGACCGCCUGAAGGAGAUCUAUUAGGUCAUGUGAUUGAUGACAUGCAAUUCAACUCAUCGAAGAAAAGGCAGACAUGGAUAGACACGACUAACAGGAUGAAUGCUACGCUAGAAAUAAUCUCACUUAUGGAAUAUGUUGUUUUAAUGUAAAGUUCGCAGUAUCAAGGAGUCUUUUCAUAUGUAAAUAAAUAGAACAUUCGCAGUGCUUUUUCGCUUUUGACUUUUUAUAUAUUUUUAACAAGGAAGCGGGAACCUUUUCUGGAGUUUCGUCUCUAUUAGAGGGACGAGGCGUUUGUACAGCGCAGGGUCAUUCACUUAAUCCCCCACACCGCCACACAUCUUUCCUUUCACUUUGCUGAGUGGCUAUCACAGUUUACCUCUUUAUCCAUCAUAACCCCUAGUGAUUAAAUCUUUACGGCGCGUUUUAUAUCUGAAUUAUUAAAAGUCAGUGGUUCCGAGAUUUUAACUUUGUUUGUUCUCCGUGGAUGGCCGAUAAUAAUGUUUUCUGUUUUUUCAGGGUUUGCGCUUAGCUAAUUUAUCCCCAACCGUUCAUAGUUCCUUCUUAUUUCUUUUUAAGCAUUUGUGAUCAAAUCCUCAACGUUAUUGGAUGUUAACGUACAGUGACUAUCGUCCGCAUACAUAUUAGACCUUGAAAACUUUAAUUAUUUUUCAGGUAAUAAUUAUUAACUUAAAUAAUUAUAAGUCAUUCGGGAAGACAAUAAAUAGAAGUGGUCCCAAGCAUAAUCCUUGGGGUAUAUCACAUGUUGUCAAUCUAAUCCCUGACUGUUGUCGAAUAACUGAGCAGAACUAUUUGGUAUCGCUUAAGAAAGAUGUGAACCAUUCUCCUAAGAUUCCCUUGAUAACGUAUGCAGCUUUUUUAUUGAUGUUCCAUGAUCUACGUUACAAAAUGCCAUUUCAAAUCAAGAAAUGAAGCUUAGUUAAGUUGUUUGUAUCCAUGUGAUCAUACCAAUAAUCGGUGCCAGUUAUAAGGGAUGUUUCAGAAGGGGAUAAUUUCCGAAAAGCAUAUUGGUUUGGUCUUAAUAUUUUGUUAGUAGAGAUAUAUGGACUAAGCUGAUGAAAAUCUAUUU
This is a messenger RNA of Rhopilema esculentum, 5143 nucleotides long. RefSeq lists its product as uncharacterized. Gene Ontology annotation, molecular function: histone binding; chromatin binding. Gene Ontology annotation, biological process: negative regulation of DNA-templated transcription. NCBI's taxonomy places the organism in Eukaryota, Metazoa, Cnidaria, Scyphozoa, Rhizostomeae, Rhizostomatidae. The record is from RefSeq and is a predicted model, not a curated record. Gene Ontology annotation, cellular component: nucleus.